AUGAGCUCAACAGAAACCGAGAAGUCUGAGCCGGAGAAACCCAUCAAAGUGUGUGGACGAGCUCGUGGGAAAGGAUGUGGCCGGGGCAGAGCCUGCAAAAGGCCAGUGUCUGCAAGUGCCAGCAGCCGACCAGCCACCCAAGCCAAAGUUCAAGAUGAUGGCAGUGACGUUUCCACCUCUAGCUCAAGUCAAUCUGAAGAGUCUAGGCGCAUCGCAGCAGCUGCUGCUUCUUGGGAAGAUCACGCAGCUGGAAAGCGGAAAGCGCCAUCACGCCCAGAGGAGUCCGACUCUGAAGACGGCGGUCCUACUUCCAACACCAGCCUCAACUUGAUCAACUUUAUGCGAGCUGCUGUGAAAGGUCUUCAAGUUGAUCAAGUGGAACUUGUCAGAAGGACUUUUUCUGAGACAGAGGUGGCACUUGGUGAGUUCUGUGCAGGAAUGGCCACAGGGAGCAUUUGUGCUGCUGCCAUCUCUCGAGUUUUAGAAGAAGAACAUGGCCUCUCAGUUCGAUUCCGCGCAGCUUUCUAUACAGAAUGUGUGCCAUGGAAACAGAAGAUCAUUCAGAGGGUCCAUGAGGCAGUAGUUGGCCAAACCAUGUUCAACAUUAUUUCAAGGACAGGUGACCUUGUUUCAAUGUCACGACAGAUGACUUGCGACAUAGCUGUGAAAGCGAUCGAGUGCGACGACAUCUCUACAUUGAGCAGAACGCCGCGCGGAGUGCUGGAUGUCACAGGAAAGAGUGGAAGCAGUUUUGUCAUAAACAGCAAGUGCUUCGGUGUACCUCAGAGUCGAACCCGUGCCUGGGGAGUCUUUGCAAGAAUGGAUGCUGGAUUCAGCACUGUGGGGAAAUCAGUGCACAUGUCCCAGCUUGAGAAGAUCUGGCAAAGGAUCUUUGCUUGUCAGAAACCACCUGAGUCUUUGGAGCAUAUCUUGAGCGUUGGCUUGAACGCAGGCAUAGAGGACCCACGCACAGGUGAUCAGAAAGGUUCAAAGAAAACAAAGAAGAAGAUAUCAGAGAAAUGGAGAGACUAUCACUCCAACUUUGUCAAACUCAAUGGCCUGGGCAAGUCUGACUUGGAGCACCCGUUCGCCGGUGUCAUCAAGGAGCAAGGGGGCAGGAUUGGAUUGACAGAACGCGAGAUUGAUGCCAGCAUUUUGGCCAUUGCACUGAUGGCAAAGAAGACCACCCUUCCGAAACUGCUAGUCGCUCCAGUUGGAGAUAGCUUGCAGUUUAUCAAGUUCCGCUCACAGGUGCACCCCUGUGUCUUGCCCAGUAAAAAGUUUGUAUACUUGACGCCAGACAAAGCUGCUGUGAACAAGUCUCCUGUCUUACCGUUCCUAUUGCAGGGGCUCUCACAAGAGGAGCUUCAGAUGUGCGGCCUAGACAAGGAUGUUCCCUUCAAGCACGCCCAGGAUUUGGCGGGCAAUGCAUUCACGGCAAACGUGUUUGCAAGCAUUUUGUUCAGCAUUUUGCUGCACUACUCACCUGUCAACAUGCAGUGA
Durusdinium trenchii is the source of this 1503-nucleotide messenger RNA. The record is from the annotation of a GenBank genome assembly. NCBI's taxonomy places the organism in Eukaryota, Dinophyceae, Suessiales, Symbiodiniaceae.